GCUCCCCUCCCCCCGCCGGAUCGGACCUCUGUCCUCGGCCUCAUCGUCGCAGAUCUCUCCGUCCUCCAGCUCCCCGUCCUCCCCGGGAGAACCGGAACUCUUUAAAUCCAUCCGAACUGAGUGAAUGUCGGCCUGGUUAUCAGCUGUCUGCGGGGGGAUCACGCACAGAGAUCACGCACAGGUAAUAACAGGUAGAUUAUAACGUCAUUCUGACUGAUCGGAGAAUCACUCUCACCGUCAGAUCGAUGCUAACUGCUAAUGCUAGGCUGUCUCAGGCAACUCUCGCGAGACAACAAGUUCUUCUUCUUCCUCUUUUUGUUUUAUGGCGGUUGGUAACCUGCUCUUGGCGCAUUACCGCCAUCUGUCCUGGAGUGUGGGUCAGACAAGAAUUACAAUCUAUUCCAGCACUCGAACCAUGGACUGUGUUUACUAUAAUAUUCUAUAUACAGUCAAUGACUCGAACCCAGUCCAUACAAAUAAAGAAACCUCCGGUACUUCUUCCUCUCGUCUCCCUUAUUUCACUUCAUCUCAUCCCGCCUUUCCUCACACUCUUAAAAACACUCACUUUAAAAAACAGACAACGAGGUUUGAAGAAAGCUUUAUUUAAAACCAGGUUUUGACAGAGAAAAAACAGAAAAAAACAAAAACUACAGAGAAAACAGAGUAAAGAUAUUUCUGUGUGAUGAUCAGGUGACAGUUUGAGACUCAGAGACUUGAUUUCGUGGUUUUGGAUGAUCGUUAAUUUAAACUGUAACUUUAAAAACUUUGAGAGUUUUUCUUAGAACGACAUAAAAAUCUGCUGAUUACGUCAUCUUUUAGAACCUCUCUGUAUUAAACUGAUGACGUCAGAUCGCGUUCUCAAUUAUCUAAAUUGAAACUUUUUCAAAGAUCUGACCCUCCAUAAACGGUCAAAGUGGCACUCACUGCGCCUGCGCGGAGCUCUCAAACGGAAGCUGACUUGUCCGUUUUGUUUUGGUUCUGACAGUCACGUGAGUAGCUGACGUCAUUAGAGGAAAGGCGACAUGGCGGCGGACAGUUUGGUGAAGGUAAAAACAUGUUCUUAUUCUCCUUUUUCUCUUCCGGUUACAGGUGUAGAGUCCGCAGGGCUCGCGUGAUCACUCAGACAAGCUCACGCGGGUUAUUAGUGAAAUGUUCCUUCGAUCUGAAACUCAGCUGAUCAGUCAGCUAACAGGUCAGCUAACAGGUUAGCUAACAGGUUAGCUUUAGCUGCUCUGCUCUGCUGCUGUCACAUCAUGAGCUGAGAGAGGGGCACGAGCGCAGGUACCAGCAGAGUCCGAGUGUGAAACUGUCUCACCUGAGUCCACCGAGUCCUCCAGGUGAGUCCCCUGACCGAAGCUAAAGACCGGCUAACUGUUAGCGUUAGCCUCCAACCAGCAGAGCAGAGCUAGCUGUGGUUGUUUACAGAGGGGCCGGGGGGGGGGGGGGGCGCGAGGACAGGUGUGAGGCACUGUGACAGGUGAGCUCAGUCAGCUGACCGUCAAUGACGUCAGUCCCAUCACAGAUAGGUGACAGCUGAGGACCUACAUGAGGACACUUUGUUUACAAUCAGACAACACCAUGACGUCACGGAGAGGAGGCGGAGACUCUGCAGACCUGGUCUAACAGGGACCCUGGUCUAAAAGUGACCCUGGUCCAACAGGGAUCCUGGUCGAACAUUGAUGGCUCGGUUCCUCUCUGUAGCAGGUUCUGGUCUGAUGGUUGCGGUGUUUGGAGUCUUGUGAUAGCGGUGACCAUGGAGGUUGCCACGGUAACCCCUCAGCUUGUCAUGUCUGAAUCAUUUGUGUGUGGGGGGGUUGUAGUCUUGCAGGUAAAGGGUGAAAAACUACAAACAUGGACUGACGGGUGGGGUCAGCUGACUCUUUCUGAUGUCGGCCAUGAUUCCUCCAGAGGUCAGCUGACUGUUUCAGAGCACAGAAGAAGAAGAGUCUGAAGUUCUGGUUCUGUCCGUCUUUCAGGUUCUGUUCGAACAUGAAGGAGUGUUUAUUCACCCGGGGAGCGAGGACCAGGGCCUAGAGCCGGACCUGCUGGUGUCCGGGUCUCUGAGGAUCAUCGACAAGGUAAUAGAGUCUGGACCUGCUCAGUACCUCCUGGUUCUGGUUCCUGGUUCCUGGUUUCUGGUUGACUGACUGUUGUGUCUCCUCUGUGUCAGGAUGCAGAGAUCAUGGUGGACUACAGACCUCUGGAGGACUCGGUGGACCCCACAAACAUGCUGUGUGCUGGAAAGGUUAGACCCGGUCCACUCUAGAUCCUCCUCCUAAUCCCCCACAGAGCUCCAGACCUCAUCAGGGUCUAGGGAUGGGAAUAAGAUUUGAUCGAUAUCGAUGCCAUUAUCGAUUCUGCUUAUUGAUUCAAUUCUUUAACGAUUCCCUUAUCAAUACCUUUGAUUAAAACAGUCGACUUUAGGUUUUCACUGUUAAAUCUAAAUGUUAUUGAUAACAGAAACAGACGUCUGCCUCCUUCAGUGAGAGUCUAAAACAAUCAAACAGAAAUGAUAUUUAUACAGAAUUUCAUCGUAUUUAUGUAAACACAGGACAUAUGUUAGAGUGACCACAUUCUGAAUCCACAAAAAGAGGACACGACUACGCGGGGCGGACAAAUUUUGAGGGUUUUUUUUUGUCGGGUCGAGAGUUUUUUUGUUCUUCUAACUCAGUUAAACACAUUAUCCUGAAUUCCCAAAGACAGCACAUGCUGCGUCGCAUCAGUGACUUUGUUUAGAAGUGAGCGGAGGGGCGGAGCUGCAGAGAGGACUGAUGCUCUGCUCUGUUUUAUAAUCAAUGAAAACACGAUCAGGACAUUUGAAGGAUUUUAUUAACUCCCCCGGACAGACCCCCCCCCCCAAAAGAGGACAUGUCCGGGUAAAAGAGGACGUAUGGUCACCCGUACAUAUGUACCUUCAACGCCGCGCUGAGACGCAGCAGCAGCGGCUGACGACCGGUGUUCAACAGGUGUUGUGUCGUAGAAUGGACCCCUGACGGGAGCGCGGUUCAAAGUUCAUAACAAGGUGAAAUAAUCCGAGUUUUCUUUACCGUUGGACGGAUUCAAAAGUGUUUAAUGAUUUAAUUCAGACUAUUCAGAAAACAACAGUCCUCUGAUUCAGAAUAUUUAAAGUUCUCUACUUUGACAGUUUACUGUAGAGUUUAUAAACUCAAGUUCACCUCUAUAUGUGAGAUUUUAGAGACACAUGAAAACAGAACGACAGUUUGCUGCUCCAUCUGACAUGUUGUCAUGAUCUAAUACUCCUGAUUUUUUAAAUAUUAGAUCUUUUUUCUUCCACUUUAAGAAGCUCAUGAGUGGAGAGGAUACAUUCUACUUCAUAACAACGGCGGAGAGCGUCGCAUACAUGUGACUCCUUAGAUUUGACGCCGUGCCCCGUUGACAAAUGUUCUUGGUAAAAUUAAAUCACGCUCCAGCUCACUUCUGCCGACUUUUCAACUGUCCGCCAUGUUGUUUCCUCUGUCCUUGUUCCCGUUCACAUCGACUGGCACACGCCCAGACCGUUUUUAAACGCAGCCGGAAGAAAGGAAUCGUUAAGAUGUAAAUGAUGUCGAUGGAUCGAACCAUUUGGAACCGGUUCUCAACAAGAACCGGUUCUUGAUUGUCAUUCUUAUCAGGGUCAGACCCAGAUCAGGUUCCUCCUGAAGGUUUUUGGUUGUUUUGGCGUUUUCUCCACAUUUCAGAAACUUUAAAAAAGACUUUUUGAAAUCGUGUUUCAGAGCGGAUACAUCCGUGAACGACUGUUUGGUCUCUGUGUGGAGUUCUUCAAACCGUUGAUGUCGUCUUCUCUAAACCUUCACACACACACACACACACACACACACACACACACACACACACACACACACACACUCCGUACUCUUCUUCUGUCCUUUGGUGCAUUACAGCGCCGUCUGCUGACUCAGCAUAUGCACUACAUCCUCUUCAGUGAUUUCAGGUGUUCGCAGGUUCGUCCUGAAACGAUUCGGACUUUACGUAAAACUUUGUCAAAACAAAGAGAUGGUUUUAGUCUGUGUGGAUGAGACCUCAGAGUUCUGCUGAUGUUACAGCAGGUGGGCUCAAUCAGGGGGCACUCACAGUAGGGGGUCUGAAGACAACACGCCACAUUUACGCGUCAACACAGAGCAAACAUGGAACCUGCAGUGACCCAGUGUUAACACAUUAGACCACCAGGGGGCAGCAGAGUCUGAGGGUUCCAUGAAUGGACCUUGAACUCAGUCCACAUUAGUCUGAUAGAGCAGAAACAGAUCAACCCAUCACGACCAGAACCUUCUUCCUGUUUUUACGGGUAUGGAAUCAUCAAUUCUGAUUAUUGAUUAUUAUAAAUCUGUGUCUUUGCGGUCAGGACUCCAGCUCAGUGGUGGAGUGGGCUCAGAGUUCAGGUGAACGGUCCGCUCAGCUGUUGGAGACCCAGCAGAGCUAUGAGACCGAGUGGGACAUGAUCAACGCCGUGACCUUCAGGAAGAGAGUCUGCGCCAACGGAGAGGGUGAGAGAGCGCCGUCUGUGACGGUGAUGAUGGUGAUGAUGGUGAUGAUGAUUUUGAUGAUGAUGAUGAUGAUGGUGAUGAUGAUGAUGACCCGGUCAGAGCCUGCCGACUGCCUUCACAGACGCUCAAAGGGUUAAAUCAGUGACCACAGAGGGGGAGGGGCUUAUUCCACAGAGCUGUCAUACCUGUGGAGAGCCUGACUGAUAACAUGUGGUCUGGAUCUGGGUUCUCUGUGUUUUCUGAUCCCUGGUCUCGGUCUGUCAGGCUCUCUGCAGCAGCAGCAGCAGCCCGUCCAGGAGCGCAGCAGGUGGGCGUUCAGCUUCGGCCUUGGCGACCUGAGGUCUGUGGCGGUGAAGGAGGAGGGAUGGACCUUCAUCAUCUUCAGACUGAAGGAGUCCUCCUCAGUGCUGCCUCCUCUGCACUUCCACCAGGGCGGCAGCACUGAGUUCCUGGACAGCCUGAGGAGGUUCGCUAUGCUCACAGAGUGAGUACACCUGUCACUCACCUGUCACUCACCUGUCACUCACCUGUCACUCACCUGUCACUCACCUGUCAGACAGGUGUACCUGCAGCGCUGUGACCCUGGUGCUGAUUAAACAAACACAGACCAGUUUGAUCCGAAACGCAAGAUCAGUUUUAAUAGGAAACCACACACACACACACACACACACACACACCCUGCAGACACCUUUGUGCGUGUGUGUUUGUGUUUGUGUGUGUGUGUGUGUGUGUGUGUGUGUGUGUGUGCGUGUCUGAUACCUGUUAUUAAAGUUCUUAUCUGAACCCUUUCACAAUAAAAGCCUCGAUUAACAGACGGAAAUUUGCAGCCUCACAGUGUAGUGACAUCACAGACUGUCUGCAAGCUGAUUGGCUGAGACCUCGUCAUUCUGUCACAACAAACAACAAAGCCGACAUGAAAUCAGCUGUUUGUAUGUGUGUGUGUGUGUGUGUGUGUGUGUGUGUGUGUGUAGGUCAGCAGAUGAUGUGUCAUGUCUGAUGGUCAGCACACCAAACAAAGCUCUGUCCCAGUCCUUCGAGAACCUGCUGGAUGACAACAACUUUGGACUGGUGCACGUAAGAAACACACACUCACUAUAAUACACACACACUCACUGUAAAACACACACAUCAUAAACACAAACAUAAACACUUCAAACCUGAAGAAGAAGAAGAAGAUGGUCGUUCUAAAGGCGUGGCGGUCUUUAAAACCUGGACUCCUGAUUGUGGCGCCUAACCGACUCUCCUUGUCGCUGACAGAAGUUCAAGAAGGACCCGUAUGUGACCACACUGGGCGGGUUCUCCAAAGUCACCAACUACAUCUUUGACGCCUUCCGGGGGACAGAGGAGCAGCACCAGCGCCCCCCAGAGGAGGUGGCUGACCUGCUGGGAGAGGUGAUCCCUGGACUGGAGAUCAACCAACAGGAGGAGCCGGGCUUCGAGGUCAUCACCAGGGUGAGAGGAGGAGGAAGAGGGAGGAGCCAUGGUUAGAGAGGAGGUCAGUGUUUAAUUCUCGGCUCUAACCCUCAGUGUGUGUGUGUGUGUGUGUGUGUGUGUGUGUGUUUCCUCUCAGAUCGACCUGGGGACUCGGCCUCAGGUGAUCAGGGGGUCACCUGUGUCAGUGGAGGACUGGACCAAACAGCAGGACCAGGAGGGGAGGAUGACCAACGUCCCCGAGCUCAAACACGCCAUCUUUAAGGGGGCACGUUAUUAACCCCACUGUGUUAUAUGGAACAGAUAUCAUUACCCAGCAUGCAUUUGUGCUGAUCCUGUUUUUCCCGCGUGUGUAGGGUCUGUGCCACGCCGUGAGGAAGGAGGCGUGGAAGUUCCUGUUGGGAUAUUUUCCCUGGGAGAGUACGACGGAGGAGAGGAAGGCCCUGCAGAGAGCCAAAACGUAACUCACACACACAGACAGACACACACACACAGACACACACAAACACGCACACAGACACACCGUUUAAAAACGGUCUGGCGUGUGCCAGUCGAUGUGAACGGGAACAAGGACAGAGGAAACAACAUGGCGGACGGUUGAAAAGUCUGCAGAAGUGAGCUGGAGCGUGGUUUAAUUUUACCAAGAACAUUUGUCAACGGGGCACGGCGUCAAAUCUAAGGAGUCACAUGUAUGCGACGCUCUCCACCGGUGUUAUGAAGUAGAAAGUAUCCUCUCCACUCAUGAGCUUCUUAAAGUGGAAGAAAAAUGAUCUAAUAUUUAAAAAAUCACGAGUAUUAGAUCAUGACAACAUGUCAGACGGAGCAGCAAACUGUCGUUCUGUUUUCAUGUGUCUCUAAAAUCUCACAUUUAGAGGUGAACUUGAGUUUAUAAACUCUACAGUAAACUGUCAAAGUAGAGAACUUUAAAUAUUCUGAAUCAGAGGACUGUUGUUUUCUGAAUAGUCUGAAUUAAAUCAUUAAACACUUUUGAAUCCGUCCAACGGUAAAGAAAACUCUGAUUAUUUCACCUUGUUAUGAACUUUGAACUGCGCUCCCGUCAGGGGUCCAUUCUACGACACAACACCUGUUGAACACCGGUCGUCAGCCGCUGCUGCUGCGUCUCAGCGCGGCGUUGAAGGUACGUAUGUACGGGUGACCAUACGUCCUCUUUUACCCGGACAUGUCCUCUUUUGGGGGGGGGGCUGUCCGGGGGAGUUAAUAAAAUCCUUCAAAUGUCCUGAACGUGUUUUCAUUGAUUAUAAAACAGAGCAGAGCAUCAGUCCUCUCUGCAGCUCCGCCCCUCCGCUCACUUCUAAACAAAGUCACUGAUGCGACGCAGCAUGUGCCGUCUUUGGGAAUUCAGGAUAAUGUGUUUAACUGAGUUAGAAGAACAAAAAAACUCUCGACCCGACAAAAAAAAACCCUCAAAAUUUGUCCGCCCCGCGUAGUCGUGUCCUCUUUUUGUGGAUUCAGAAUGUGGUCACUCUAACAUAUGUCCUGUGUUUACAUAAAUACGAUGAAAUUCUGUAUAAAUAUCAUUUCUGUUUGAUUGUUUUAGACUCUCACUGAAGGAGGCAGACGUCUGUUUCUGUUAUCAAUAACAUUUAGAUUUAACAGUGAAAACCUAAAGUCGACUGUUUUAAUCAAAGGUAUUGAUAAGGGAAUCGUUAAAGAAUUGAAUCAAUAAGCAGAAUCGAUAAUGGCAUCGAUAUCGAUCAAAUCUAAUCAAUUCCCAUCCCUAAUAAGAACUCUUAAAUUUUUAUGGUGCCGGUGACUGUGUUGCUGUGUUUCCACGGUAACGUAGGUGGAUGUUGUAGCGAUGGUGUUGACGCUCUGUUUCCACGGUAACGUAGGUGGAGGUUGCUGUGAUGGUGCUGACGCUCUGUUUCCAUGGUUACAGGGAUGAAUACUUCAGGAUGAAGCUUCAGUGGAAGUCGGUGAGUGAAGAACAGGAGAGGAGGAACUCUCGACUGCGGGACUACAGGAGUCUGAUCGGUGAGGGUCCGGGGUCAUGUCUGACACGCUCCAUGAUGGUCACAUGGUCUCAGUCCAGAGGUCAUGUGACAGUUUUAAAGUUCUGUUCUGCUCCGACAGAGAAAGACGUGAACCGGACCGACAGGACCAACCGCUUCUAUGAAGGUCUGGAUAACCCGGGUCUGGUCCUGCUCCACGACAUCCUGAUGACCUACUGCAUGUUUGACUUUGACCUGGGUGAGUCUGACCUCCUGACCUCCUGCUGAUCCAGGUCCACCUGACCUGACACUAACCCUGCCCCCCCCACCCUCCUCAGGGUACGUCCAGGGGAUGAGUGACCUGCUGUCUCCGAUCCUCUACGUCAUGGAGAACGAGGUGGACGCCUUCUGGUGCUUCGUGUCCUUCAUGGACCAGAUGGUGAGGACCAGGACUCAGGAUCCUGGGACGGGGACGGGGGGGUGGACAUCUAUAAUACCUGUGUGUGUGUGUGUGUGUGUGUGUCCUCCUGCAGCAUCAGAACUUUGAGGAGCAGAUGCAGGGCAUGAAGACCCAGCUGAUCCAGCUCAGUACUCUGCUCAGACUGCUGGACCUGGCCUUCUGGAACUACCUGGGUAUGACAGACGUCUCUCACACACACACACCUGAGUUCACCUGUGUCCUCAGUGGAGUGACCUUUGACCUCUGUCCCCCCCUCAGAGGCCCAGGACUCGGGGUACCUGUACUUCUGCUUCCGUUGGCUCCUGAUCCGCUUUAAGAGGGAGCUCAGUUUCCAGGACGUUCUGCGGCUCUGGGAGGUCGGUCACAUGACCAGUUGGGCUAACAGUCACAUGAUUGGAUGGUUCUGGUGUUCACCUGUCCCUGUAUCUGUGUGUGUGUGUUGGGGGGGGGGGGUCUCAGGUGAUGUGGACCGAGCUGCCCUGUCAGAACUUCCACCUGCUGGUCUGCUGUGCCAUCCUGGACUCAGAGAAACAGAAGAUCAUGGAGGAGAACUACGGCUUCAACGAGAUCCUCAAGGUGACCCUCAGACCCCCCCGCUCUGACUAAUGAUGAUGAAGACGGCUUCCUGUUGAGCUCUGAUUGGAUCUCUCUGUCUCUGUUUCUCAUCACGGCGUCUUUAAACCUCUUUAUGUUCGUCUCCGUCAACUUUAACCAGAUCUGACCUCCAUCUUAGAAAAUCAACCUGAACAUAAACCCUGACCGCCGACCUCCACCUUCAUCCUGAUCGUCUCCUAAAAGGUCGUAUCCUCCGAUCGUAGCUGAUCGUAACCAUUCAAGUUAACGUGUCAAUUUACACCGACUUCUUUCCGUUCCUCUGCGGAUCGCCGGACUCCUCAGCUGAUCACAAGAGUUCUAUUUUUUCUGGAAGCCGGAGCAUGGCGGAUAAAUUCAGCACAGAUUAACCCGUGCUGGAAAGGAAGUCGGGCACAGACUUCAAAAUAAAACAUCUGGCUUCUUUUCAAAAUAAAACACUCCGUGUUUCAGGAGGAUCGUAUUUCACACCAUGCAAACGGGCGGAGACGAACAAGUGAAAGGUUUUUAGACGUCAUUUCACCCCGAUGACACCAUGGAUGAGGAGAUGCUGAUUCUAGAAGUCUAGAAGUAGAUUUCCUCCUCUGGAAGGACACAAUCUACUGCUUAUAUGUCUAUGUGUCUGUCUUUAGAGAGACGACUCGUUAUCGUGAGAUUGAUCGUGAAUCUGCGGGUUCUCGUUCAGGUUCUUGUGAGUUCUCGUGGUUCCUGCUGUCCGUGAUCCGCCUCACAAACGGAUCUGGUAGGAAUUGGCGGACGGGGAAAAUCGCCGUCUUUGCAGAUCGGAGCCGUUCAGGAUGCUGUGAAAUUUGGGGUUAGAGGCUCCGCCCACAAAGACUUGAACAUCAAUCUGAUUGGCUGAAAAUCUUAAGGACAGAUUCUCCUCCGUUCACAGACAAACUCAGAACAGGAACAGUACUUCCUGUGAGAUUUUUCAAAGUAAAAGUCUGAUAGAGGUGAUUUUUCUCUGUGCCCAGACGGGGACAGACAGUCCGGUCUUCUUCAGUAAAGGGGGCGUGGUCCAGGGCUCAGGUUCUGACGUUUGUGUGUUUUUGUGGUUUUUUUCAGCACAUUAACGAACUCUCCAUGAAACUGAACGUUGAAGAAAUCCUGCAGAAGUCUGAGGGCAUCUGUCUGCAGAUCAGGAACUGUAAGGUGGGUUCACAGACCUCAGGGGGACACAGAGACCGGGUUCUGGGAGGAGCUCCCUUUAGUCUCUGUACGUCUGCAGGAUCUUGAUCUCAAUAACCUCCUCUUCUUCCUCCUCCUCCUCUUCUUCAGGAUCUCCCUCAGUCCAUCAGCGCCAUCCUGGGUCUGGACUCGGCGGUCUCUAGUCCUGGUCUGGCAGAUCCUGGAUCAGGUCCGGCUCUCAGAACGGCUCACAGACCGGAUCCCUGCUCCAACGGACUCUUCCGAGAAACCAGCUCCAACAACAAAGUGGCCUUCAUAUCCUAGUGAACAGAGACUGACCCACAGAGUCAGCGGGGGGGCCCGGACCCCUGCAGGGGGGGAGGAGGAGUCAGAGGAGGAGGAGGAGGAGUCAGAGGAGGAGAUCUGAGAAGAUGAAGAAUCUUAUUUUUGUACCAUAUUGUCUCUUUGAUUCAGUCAUUCCUCUCUGCUGAUGAAGCUCCAAACGCUCCAUCAGACCAGGUCUACAUCAGACCAGGUCUACAUCACUGAGGAGGGGUGGGGUGGGGUCACCUCCUGGACCUGGUCCAGUGUUGAACCUGCCCACAGGAAGUGUGUAAAUCUGUUUAAAGAUGGCGGCAGGUUUGAACCUUGACCUCAGAAUAAAAGUUUCCUGUUGUAGUUUGUCUCAUUUCAUGUGUGCACGCCAUUCUCACUGAAGCCCCGCCCACACAGAGAACGCCAUUCUCACUGAAGCCCCGCCCACACAGAUAACGCCAUUCUCACUGAAGCCCCGCCCACACAGAUAACGCCAUUCUCACUGAAGCCCCGCCCA
Xyrichtys novacula (pearly razorfish) is the source of this 10899-nucleotide messenger RNA. Lineage: Eukaryota; Metazoa; Chordata; Actinopteri; Labriformes; Labridae. The record is from the annotation of a GenBank genome assembly.